AUGACUUUUACUACGCUGAAACUUCCCAGGGCAGGUCAGGUACUUGUGGUGCGUGUUUCGUCCGCCGUUGUCGUCUUUUGCACUUCAACAACGUGAAUGGGUUUAUGACCGAAUAAAUUGGGCCAGAUAAAUUAGCUGUAUAGGGGAGAUUAAACCACCUGAUAAUUGGUGGGCAUACUCUUCAUAGACUCGAAAGGUUGGCAGUACGUGCGUGUUCCAUCUGACGUUCUGCCGUCUUUAACACAUCAACGGCAUUGACUACGUCUUUAGCUUAUAUCAGAUAAAAUAGCUCUAUAGAGAAAAUUUAACUACUAGAUGAGCUGGUGGAUGUGCCCGUCGCAAACCCAAAAGGUUGACGGUCCUUAACUGCUACAAAGCUAUCAUGGCCCAUCAUGAUAGGUCACUGCAAGUCUCUCAGAUAUGAUGGCCUUAGUCGCAAUGGUUCCAGAGGGGCGCGUUUAAAGUCCACUUCCCUGUUGAGGCGUCUUCCUCUUCCUCUACGAUUAGCUGUGACAGCACUACUUUCCGUACACUACGAUUUUAGUGUGCGGAAUAAAGCAGGGGAAAGUAGUUCAACACAGUAAGUUCUACUAUAUAUGCCGGGUAUAUUUCAACUUAUCCAAGAAAAUACGCUAAGUCCCACCAAAUGGUCGGUUUUCGCCCCGAACCCCACUUUGUAUUGUCGGAUUGGCAUCCUUUCAUGCUCAUUAUUAAUUCGUCCCGGUUAAGUGUCCCCGCAAUUCAAAAGCUGCCCAGAGUGCACUCAUGCUUUAAGGAGGCCGCGCUCACCGGUGGGUCUACCAAUGCCCAAUGCCUUUCUGGAGUUAUGACGCCCAGUUUAUGCAUGAAAGGGAGUUACUUUUGGCACAAUGCAUGAACCGCUGAGGUUGCCACAAGUUAUUUGCCUCAGCCGAUACCGUGUCCUCGAAGUUUUUCCCAUUCCGAAUGACUACGACCACGAAGUUGUUAGGCGUAUUUAACGAAUCCGAAUCACACGAACAUACUAUGUAACCUUCCACAAGCCGCCCUGCCAGGAAAAGGGAAGAUUUAAAAUCACUAUGAGGAGCUACACUGAGCCAUUUAUUCCCGUGAGUGGUGUUUGCUGCGGACGAUGGGCUGUUAGGACCGCCGAUUGACUAUCCGCACAGAAUAAAGUAGCCGAAAAUCAUUUAAUUGCAAUAACUCGAAGAAAAGUACAGAAAUAAGUUAGGCUGGGUUUUCACAGCGUUCGCAUGAACUUUGCACCCUGUAGAUGAUCUAAUCGCCCACACAGUGAGUCGGGAAAUAGCCCAACUCACUCUUUCUGCCUUCUAAUAAUUUUUCCGAGUAAAUAUUUAUAUGUGGUGGGCAGAUGCUGUCUUCGGCCCAUGAACUGACGGAGGUGUAGUCUCCAAAAGAACAACAUUUUCGAAAGACCAUAAUUGUCUGUCGGCAAAAUCAAACAUGUAGACGUGUUAUAUAGUGUCUGUUUAGAUAUAAUACCAGCCACAUUUUACUCCAGUCGGGAAAGUCGAGGAAACUUUUAACUUGCUUCCCACGUCACAGUCCUUCUAGGAUAGGCGAUCCACAGGUUUUCGCUAUUUUCUAGGUGCAGAAGAAUGCGGUUAACAUCAUUUUCAUGUGCAUUGUUAAUGCUUUAAAAAGGGGAAAUGGUUAACAGCACCUAUGACGAACACCUAAUGAGCGAGAAAAUUGCUCUAUUUAACAACGAGACUCCGGCCUUACACGUAGAAUCAAACCCAGUACUGGACUUUGUCUAGACGUUCUGCUUGUGCACAUGAAUGGGAAAACUGACCUCUCUCCAUCACCUCCAUGAAGUUGGCUGAAUAAUGAUGGUCAAGCGAUUACAACAUGAUCGCUUCAAGGACUUGCAAUCGCUCCACUUGCCCGAAGCAACAAUGUUUCUCGGUUUAACGCAUUUGCGGAUAAUGAUGGUCAACGCUACUGCUGAGUGCCUUAUAACAUAUUCAAAGUCACCCGUCCGCGUUGACCUGUCAUACAUUCAAAAUACCCACUCUUUCGCCACGCAAUCGUCAUUACAUUUCUACUGUGUUACCGUCGACUUAUCAAUGUAUGCUACAACUCUGCCUCCGUUGUCUCUGAUCAUUUUUCACGAAAGAAGGCAAGCUGCUGCGCGGCUGUUUUGUCACUGGUCCUGCACAUUGCGGUCCGACGAAAACCGGUAUCUUCGCACGAACUACACGGUCAUUUCGACCAGUUGCUCCCACCUCAUGCAGCGAAGGCAGUACCAGUCUGCCGCAUAUAAGCAAUCAAAGAAAUUGGCGCGAGACAGAGGAAUUGACUGUUUGAGAGAAGCGUAAACUUCUCGUAAACACUCUUAUUUGGACGUUGCCACCGCCUAUAGUCGUCAACAACAUAUGUCCGUUUCUGGAAAAUAGAUAUCUUCUAACUCAUACGGAUACACGUACUUGGUCACAAAGGCAAAUAUGCUCCAUGUUGCAUGCGCAACGCCACGAAUGACUUAGGUUCCCGCGUUGAUAAACUCGUAAUCAGGUGUUGGUACUUUUUGAAUUAAUGUCAGCAAUCUUCCUCAUAGGUGACACUGGAAUCUCCUUUCAACUCGUCGUGCCUAACAGUAGCAGAUCGCAAAGACCAAAGGAAAAUCCGCCGGAAAAAUUCACGUUUUAGGUUUGCGUCGGUUCAUUUUCGUGAUCGAAUUUAGUCACAUCAGGAGCAUUUUGAUCUCGGCGUGACUGCCUAACGUCCGUUCUCCAAGUUGGAACUCUGUCAAGACGUGAUCUGAGCUACCAGAGCUAAAAGACUGAGGUUUACUGCACUCAGGCAACACAACCUACGAGCGUUAACUUGGCGCCCUUUCCGCAAGCGUUGGUUAGUUUGUUCGCAUACUAGUCACUAACUUCGUUAGCCAAACCGAAUAGCCGCUCAUUCCACCACAUUCCCCUGGCUUCCGGUCUCUAAAAGUGGCAGUCGUCGAUCUUUUUAGAUGCCGCUCUUUAAUCGGUGAAUAUUUCGGAAGAACCUUGUUCGUCACUUUUGUCUGUAUACGUAUAAUGAUGUUAUCAUUUGUGAUUCUCUGGAAAUAUGAAGCUCCUCACAGACUCAAGCUGGACAUAAUUUAAUUAACAGCCCCCCCUCUCCUCCCGACACCCAUGCCAGCUGUGUGAAUCAGCAGAGAUCCUCGGAACUAGUUAAUUCUCCGACUCCAUAUUGAUGCAUUAGGAGGGAGGCGCGAUUAUGUUGACCUCUGUGUUCUUUUUUGCUUCAGCCCGUCUCUUCGACCCCAAUGUUGGCCUCGGCUGUCAGGUACUGCUUGCAUUUCCCCUACAUUACCCUCGUAGAUUUCUGGCUCCGUUCAAGAUUGUCGAGAGCCUUCUAGUUGGCAGUGUACGAAGUCUGCACCUUGGAUCGAUACUCCAGUAAGCCUUAUUGGUUCGUCUAGUCAGCGCUUUAGGGCUGAGCCGCCGAAGAAGAAGAAACGCGUUGAUCCACAACAGGAACAGUUGCGCAUUCGACGGAAAACCAAACGCAUUGAACGCGAAAUCAAGCGCCUUUCUCGACAGGGAAGGAAACUGAAACCGGUCGAAGAGAUUGAGGGCGACCGCCAAUUAUACAGGGAAGAGGUGUAAGUAGAAUUCUCAUUGCAUUUCUUUUAAUUUCAGACUGUUGAAUGUGAAAAUGCCCAACCUGUUGAGCUGGGUCAAGAAGGCAGAGCCACAUUGCCCCAUCUCAUGCGUUAGACUGGCCGCGCCGCGUUUGCUGGCGUCCCUAGAUAUAGCCAUACACGCUCCUGACAUGCGUUAG
Molecule: messenger RNA, 3783 nt
Organism: Spirometra erinaceieuropaei
Lineage: Eukaryota; Metazoa; Platyhelminthes; Cestoda; Diphyllobothriidea; Diphyllobothriidae
Source: the annotation of a GenBank genome assembly